Messenger RNA from Trichomonas vaginalis G3, 996 nucleotides. RefSeq lists its product as uncharacterized. The coding region runs from base 1 to 996 and encodes 331 amino acids. The record is from RefSeq and is a predicted model, not a curated record. The transcript has a single exon. Lineage: Eukaryota; Parabasalia; Trichomonadida; Trichomonadidae.
AUGAAUGAAAAUGAAUCAAAAUUGGUUAGUAAACUCAACCUCUUUCUAAAGGUUGUCACAGACGAAGAAGCAUAUAAUAGUAUCAAAAGUAUUGUUAAAAAGGCCAAAAUUGAUUCGGUAAUUGCAAAAAUACAGAAUUUUCUGGCGAUAUCAGAAGAAAGUAAAUCAAUCGAUGAAAAAGAAGCCGCAAAAAUAAAAUCUGCAAUUGCAGGACUCCGAGAUUAUCUUUCAACAUCAAAUUUAGCAAACAAUUUUGCAGCAAAUAUCAAUAAUUUAGAGAAAAUAAUUGACUCAUUAAGAACGAAAUAUAAAAUUGGCCCUACAUAUCUCAGUGAUAUUGUAUUGAGCUACAAUAGACUAUCAGAUUUAGCUGCAGAUUUGCAAGAAAACCCGGAAAGUAAAGAUUUCUCAAAUCAAGCUAGUACUUGCUUAUAUUAUUUGAUGGAGAAAAUCGAUAAUAUGUGGAAAGAAACAAAUCAAAAGACGAAUUUAUGGAAUAAAACAAAUUCCAACUUAAGAAAGACAACUGAGAAGGUAAUAGCUGAACUAUGUACAAUGAAUGGAGUCAUUAAUUUCAUUGAUGACUUCUUAUUACAAUAUGACACUUCAGAAAACGCAAAAUUCAAUUAUUCUUCUUUCUUCCAGCCAAAGAGCUUCAAUUAUAUUAAAGAUCUUAUAGAAAUACCCUAUGAUAUGGCCUCCGAUUUCGAAAAAGAUAUGAUGAAUCGAAGGAAAAAAGAAUUAGCAGCUUCUUACCAAACUAUAUCAUUAACAUUCCAACCAAUGAAGCAACUUGAAAUUGAGCAUGCUGAAAACAAACGAUUGACAGCACUUUAUAGAGCUUCUUUAAUGUCAAAAGAAGAUUUAGAAAAUUUGAAGAAAGAAAAUGAGAAUCUUAAGCAGAUUAUCAAAGAAUUGGAGCAAUCCAUCGAAAAUCAAAAGAAUUCGGCUCCUCCAACACCAAAGAAACCUCAAAGAAAGAAAAAAUCUAAAUAG